This is a messenger RNA of Lytechinus variegatus (green sea urchin), 5474 nucleotides long. RefSeq lists its product as uncharacterized. The coding region runs from base 405 to 2675 and encodes 756 amino acids. The transcript is spliced from 19 exons. The record is from RefSeq and is a predicted model, not a curated record. Lineage: Eukaryota; Metazoa; Echinodermata; Echinoidea; Temnopleuroida; Toxopneustidae.
UCGAACUUUGUAUAAGGGUUGCUCUACAACAAAAACAUUUAUUAGUGGAGAGUCACCCAAGUUGAACACGAGUUGGCCCUUGCUUUCGGAAUAAUAUAAGCGUGGUGCAUUUGAAAGAUCAACAAUAACAGCCUAAAACCGGUAUUCAAGAGUACUUUAGCUUCUAUUGUGGACGAAUACAUGCGCUUCGAUGGUGUAUGUUUGGUUUCUGGAUGAGGAACAUUAUUAGCGACCAUAAUUGUGGUCGAACAUGAGCUUGUACAGCACGCAUUGGAUGUAAACGAGUUCAUCAAAUAAAAAGCAGACGACAUAGCGAGUUAUUUAUUGAAUGUAUGCUCUUUUAUAUGGUUUCUUCCAAUUCGUUUCCAUUUGUCUGCUAGACUGUGCUACAAACCAUUUCUUCGAUGGAUAGUAAUGAGAACAACAAGGUGUCGUUUGCCAAAGCAGAUGAAGUCAUUCCCCCCACAGCCGACAACUACGAUGCCGUCGACCGAUACGUUUUCGGCAGUAUUCGUCGCUCUGUCCGGCAAAGUUCUUUGUCGCACGCCCGUAAGGUAUCGGUAGCCAACUCAAGCCAAGGGCCCGGCAGCGACAUCGAGGAGGAAAUCGAACUGGACGUCGACGAUGAGACUUUCGACGAACACGCCGCCAUCGCUAAGCAUAUAGAAGAAAACGUGGUCGGCAACGAAACGGUGUUCGAUGGACCUUAUGGAAACAGAGAGAUUGUCUACUGCGAUUAUACGGCUUCGGGAAGGGCAGUAAAAUUCAUCGAAGACUACAUCACGGAACAUGUCCAGCCCCUGUAUGCCAACACCCACACAACUACUGGCCUAAUGGCUAGACAGACAACCAAAUUCAGGAAAGAAGCAAGGGAUAUCAUCAAGAAGUGUGUGAACGCCACGGAUGAUGAUGCGCUCAUCUUUACUGGUAGCGGGACCACUGGGGCUGUCAAUAAGCUGGUAUCGGCUCUCUUGCUGAAAGGAGAACGGGCCAAGAAAACAGUUGUUUUCGUGGGACCAUAUGAACACCAUUCAAACCUAUUGCCUUGGAAGGAAACCGGAGCAAAGGUUAUAAGAAUACGUGACAACAGCAGAGGUCUGAUCGAUAUGGUUGCUCUGGAAGAGAGUUUGGAGAGGUAUCAGAAGAAAAAUCGCUUUCUCAUUGGUUGCUUUUCAGCAGCGUCCAAUGUGACAGGUAUUAUUUCCGAUACUCACCAAGUGGCGGCGCUCUUGCACAAGUAUGGUGCCUUGUCUUUCUGGGACUAUGCUACUGCAGGUCCAUAUCUUGCCAUUGAUAUGAAUCCAAGUUCAAAUGGAUCUGAUGAUGAUUUCAGCAAAGAUGCCGUGUAUCUAUCCCCUCAUAAGUUUGUUGGCGGUGUUGGAACACCAGGAAUUCUCAUUGCAAAGAAAAAACUCUUCCUAAACAAAGUACCCACUUCUGUGGGCGGUGGAACUGUCCUAUAUGUGACCAAUGAAACUCAUCAUUACAUCCACAAUAUUGAAGAAAGAGAGGAAGGAGGGACGCCCGCUAUUGUCGAAUCUAUUAGAGCUGGACUUACAUUCAGACUCAAAGAGUCAGUGAGCACAGAAUACAUAGAAAGGAGAGAGGAAGAACUGACCAAGCUAGCCUUUGCCAAAUGGAAAAAGAAUCCGAACCUGUUGUUCCUGGGUAGUAGUCGGGCCAGUCGUCUUCCGAUCUUCUCCUUCAUGGUUGUUCAUCCCAAGACUGGUAAAAUGCUCCAUCAUAACUUUGUGGCUGUUCUCUUGAAUGAUCUCUAUGGUAUCCAGGCGAGAGGUGGCUGUGCGUGUGCUGGUCCCUAUGCACAGGACUUACUUGGAAUAAAUGAAGACCUCGCAGAGAGAUUCGUCUUCUUUUUGACGGAUGAAAGCAAAGAAAUGAACGAAAAGAAGGGGCGAAAAAAUCAGAAGAGAGACAAAGAUACUACAGCUGCAUACAAGAAGAUGAAGAAGACAAAAGCACCACUAGAAAUCAUGAAACCUGGAUUCGUCAGGCUGAAUCUUCCAUUCUUCUUUUCUGAUAACGUUAUUAGUUAUGUUCUUGAAGCAGUCGAUGACAUCGGAACGAAUGGCUGGAAAAUGCUAUCUCAGUAUAAAGUAGACCCUUUUACAUCAGAGUGGCAGUAUGUCGGCACUGUGAAGGAAGAAUCCAAACCCAGUAUACCAGCCGCGGGGGAUAGCUUGUUAAAAGCUACCUUUAUCGAGGGCAAGUUCAACGCCCCUCCCAGCCCCUAUGUGAGCCACAAGAUGAAGGAAAAUGGGUCACAGUACACGACAUACCUUCAGCAAAGUAAUAAACUGAUGAGAGAGGCAGGCCAUCAAUGUCAGUUCCCCCCUGAAGUAAUGACAGAUACCGUUGGACCAUGCAUAGGUGACCCGGAUCUGAUCUGGUUUAUGCGUCCCUUCGAAGCCGUCUACCAUAUCCGGUUCCCCGAGGCUGAUCCUAUGGACCCUAUUCCAAACCUUACUGAAGGAGACGGUUCGGCAGGAGCAGCAAAUGGAACCAUCACUUCUGAUCCACGCUCGAAGCUUACGCGUGCUCCAUUCAAACCAAAACGUUACACCAAGAGGAGUUUGUCACGACGGUUCUCAUUUAAGAAACCUCAACAGAAAGGGAAGCAUAAGAAAGAUUCCGCUGGCAAAUGUUCGAUUAUGUGAAGUACUUUAGUUACCACUUUCACUUUGACUAUACUCUGAACGUAUCAUUUGGCAUGUGAUUAUCACAUGACUAUUUGAUUUCGAAUCCUGAUAUUCAAAUACAUAAGCAGUUUUUUACGCCAUGAUACUUUUAUUUUUUAGCAGACUAUUACUUGUCCUUUAUCUUAAUGAUAAAGACAGAGAUAUUAUAUGGGGUCUUCACUUGCACAUGAUUUGCAUUUCACCUGACCGAGUCAUGCAGUGCCUAGGAAUGUGUUACAAAUCAUUGAAUUAUGGGAAUUUGGAGCUAAACAUAUACAAUAGUUCUUCUAACCCCAAAAUAACCCAAAAUACAUCAUGUUGAAUAAAUAAAGGAUCGAUCUUUUGUACAUUAAAAUGUAUUUGUUAUCUCAUGUAUAUUGUUAUAUUUUUUUUUCUGAAAGCUUGCCGGAUAAAAAGAAUAUUGGUGAUUACCAAAUUAAUGUAGGCAUGAUCAUUUUUAUAGAAUGUGAUUAAAAGUACUUUCUUGUCUAUAUAACCAACUUUAUGUCUUUCCUUUGCAAGUAGGCCCUACUAAUUUUUACUGAAAAAAAUUGGCCUUUUAAAAAUAUAUUCAUCGCUGAUCUUUUGGGAGGUUCUGUAUUUUUUUAACAUUCUAAAUAUCGAAUUGGCUCAAGACAGUAUAGGUCUAUAUACGUUGUCAAAGGAGGCGAUAAGUCGACGGUAGGCCAUAAAUAAGUUACAAAUGUACAAUAUAUAUAUUUUAUUCUCGAUAUGAUGAAAAUGUGUAAUGGUUAUUGAUAUUUCUGUGAUUAUCCUGUUAUUGUUCCUUCACUCAUUUUAUGCUUUGAUUAUUUUCAUAAUGAAUGAUUGUAAGUUAAACACUUUUAAAUGGGUUAGAAAACGUGAUCUUGAAGAAAAGUCUUAAUCUAACUCUUUACUAAAAUUUGCAAAAUACAGCUAUCUUGUGUUCCUGUAUAUUAUUUUUGUUGACGAGAUUAGAAUUUGAUCACAAAUCCAGAUUUUAACUCUCUUUCAAUUGCUUGCCAAUGAAAAACUGAGACUUGUGCACCGAUCAUAUAUCACCAGACCGCAGGCAGCGAAUAUUAACGAUUGCAUUUAAGCAAACUGCCCUUUCUAUAUGAUUUGAAAGUGUACCGUCAAACAGGGAUAUGCCAAUUUGUAAAGAAAUACAUAGUUAAGACAAUGCAAGCCCGUACAUGCGUUUUAGGACGUUCACUUUGUCAUGAUUAUAAUUACUAGGUUUUUAUAUUACAAAAACGCAGACCAUUUGAGUUUCGUUGGCAGAAUGUUUAUAUGUAGACGAGUGUGUGUGUAUCAUUAUACUUCUGCAAUUAUUUACAUUACGGGGUUUUUGUUGACAUUUUAAUCCUGACAAAAAUAAUUGAAUUAUUAUUGCUGAAUGUUCUUUGAUCUCUCACAAUAUUGUAGGCUUAUUCAAUUUACAACUUAUCGAUAGAAAUUUAUGUAUGUAUUCAAUUGAAACCUGAAAUAGACUUCUUAAAUUUAAAUAGCUAAUGAUUAUCGAUGUCGAAUUAACACGGAUUGCUUUUAAAGCUUAACCCUAACUAGACAGGGGGCAUACCAGGCCCCUCGACGCUUCAUGCGAUCAGUCCAUAUCGUGAGAAGAUUUCGCCUCGACGUUUCCUCUGGUGUUUCCCCGACUUUAUUCUUUCAUGCCCCGCACAACUACUGAUAAAAAUCAAUUGAUUACACGUUUCUUUUGAUUAAAUCUUUCAUAAAACAAACAAAAAAAGUAGAAAAAAGAAAAACCAUCAGAUGCAAUAAUCACAUUUUGAUAUCGAAAAUUUUCGUAGUACUCUAUACAUUGAUGUGGAAGAGGUUCAUCGUGGUGAAAAAUUGUGUAGACGAACUAACCAGUUGUCUCACUACGUUUGAUACAUCUCGAGACAACUGGUUAUUUCUUCUACUCGACUCACUACAUUAUUAUAAUUUCCAACAUUAUGUCCUAAUUUAGAGCAUUCUAAUUUCACCAUUUUUUUUAAAGCAUACAAAAAAAAUGAAAUGACUCCAUUUAUUCUUCUCGAAAAGGAACUUACAGUUCCAUAGAUUAUGCCAAGGGCGACUAUAGUGUAUCAAUUUUCGGCGCGAUCGCAUGCCAAAAUCACACCCCUCUCGUCUGUACGAGAAUGCUGUAUAAGAGUCUAGGUGCUUAACUAAAAUGGACAAACCAUUAUUUUUAAUUGGGUAAUUAUAUUGAAGAAGCAAUUAUAGAUAACAUGAGAUCUCACGUGCAUUAAGUACUUCUGAUUUCAUCCUGGUGGGUGUUUCAUAGAGCUGUUCGUAAGAUAAGAGCGACUUAAAGAACGACUGGUUAUCCUUGUGGUAAAUGAUAUAAUUAAUUGGCGAUGGUUUACCGCGUAAGAAAGGAUCACCAGUCGUUUUUAAAGUCGCUCCUAACUUACGAAUAGCUUUAUGAAACGACCCCCUGGUAGUACUUUACUUUUUAAUGAAUUACACCAAUCAAUUGUUUAUACUACAUAGCACAUGCAAAACAAAUAUUUUUUUUUGUUGUUAUAUACUCAACCAUGAGCGAAAUGUUAGUUAACCUAGUUAUUUACUUUAUCAUACCCCAUAACAGUUCGUUGCGGAAGGUGCUGCAACGUGGCCUUAGUAUACAUUAUCCCGACUUAUAUUUUUCUAUGAAAUUUCAUGCUAUGGUUUGAAUGUAUGUCAUGUUUAUAUUUUGUGAAAUAAUUCAAUUUUGAUAAUAAAUGUAAAUAAUGUUUUGUCUAUGGAAUGAAUAUUUUGGUCAUGAAAUUAAAGGAUAUGAAUUUA